This is a messenger RNA of Trichomonas vaginalis G3, 654 nucleotides long. RefSeq lists its product as uncharacterized. Bases 1 to 654 code for a protein of 217 amino acids. Lineage: Eukaryota; Parabasalia; Trichomonadida; Trichomonadidae. The record is from RefSeq and is a predicted model, not a curated record. The transcript has a single exon.
AUGAUUCCAGCUCAACAUAUUGACGUUCGUUCACUAAAUGGAGGUUGCAUCACUCCUGAAGGUAUUAGCUCUGAUUUCUCAUACGCUCUUCAUAAUGUUACAGAUGUUGUGUUAGCAUUUCCGAAGAAUGCAAUGCAAAGAACAGUUUUAGAAAAUCCAAUGCUUCGAGGUCUUCAGGUCACUAUAGAUUCCAGAAACUUCCCCGAUCAAGCGAUGACCACAGUGGGUGACAUAUUCUUUACACGUAUGCUUCAAGCUUCUGAUUUAGAUGGAGUGAAUGAAUGCACAGAAGAAUACGAGGACUCAUUAACUAGACCACUGAAUGCAGAUGAUGGCACGCCAUUAGCUAGAACAUGGAAAGACCAAACUUCAUUCUUAUGCACUAUUCCAGUUCAACGUGAUGGAGCGGGUAUAUUCUUUGAUGGAUUAGAAACUUUCAACUCGCAAGUUACAGUACAAGUGAAAGCUUAUCCAAUCAUUCAGGGUGAAAAUGACACUUACUGUUCAAAGGUGACAAAUCCUCCUCAAGUUUGGUUUACUAGGACUACAGAUUGGACAUGGACACCGGAUGAAGGUUUGAAAUAUCAUCCAACAGGUACACCACCACAGUAUAGAAGUUCAUAUGAUGAAAUAUUGAUGAAUAGAAAUGUUUAA